UGACCACCUCUUCAUCCUCCUCCUCCUCCCUGAUGCUCAUUAAGACCAACGGACAGGUGUACACCUACCCUGACGGCAAGGCAGGCAUGGAUUUAUCAAGCUGCUUCGCUUAGCAAUCCCAGAAUGGAAACAUUUCUGUCAAGAAAUAAGACGAUGGAGGACACUGCUGCACAAAAAUCUAAGAACUGAAAUUAGAAGGUAUGAGUUGGCAUUUAAUUAUCGGAAAGUGAGUGAAAGUGAUAGAAAACAUUCUGAAAGCUGAUGUUUGUUUGCAUAUUUUGUCUGUGGGAUUCCCCAGCCAGAAGCUAAUGCUGAUUGGAGGCCAUGAUGCAGAAAGUUUGGGCACCAAUGAGGUAGCGGACCUCAGCAGGUGGUAGUUUUUCUUCGUAGUAGUUUUUCUCUCCGUCGUUGUUCUUUAGCCACCUGUGAGAUGUGCGGGAUGAUCGGGGUCCGGGACGCUUUCUACAGUAAAACCAAGCGUUUCUGCAGCGUCUCCUGCUCCAGGAGCUUCUCCUCCAACUCCAAGAAGGCCAGCAUCCUGGCCAGGCUGCAGGGGAAGCCGCCCACCAAGAAGGCCAAAGUUCUGCAGAAACAGCCUCUGAUGACCAAACUGGCUGCGUACGCCCAGCACCAGUCCAGCCAGCAGGGCGGCGCCAGAAAGAGCGUCUCUGUGGACGUGUUUGACUGGGGGCGUUACCUUGGAGACGGAGAAGUGACGGGAGCGCCGGUCAGCUCCUUCAAACACGUUCUGAUGGGGAAGUCGUGGGGCAGCGUCGGUGAAGGAGUCCGGGUCGAGGUCCCGAACACCGACAGCGGUCUGCCCAUGAAGGUUUACUGGAUCGCCAGCAUCAUCAAGCUAGCCGGAUUUAAGGCCCUGCUGCGCUAUGAGGGCUUCGACAGCGACUCCACCAGGGACUUCUGGCUGAAUCUGUGCGUGCCGGACAUCCACCCGGUGGGCUGGUGCGCGGCCGGAGGGAAACCUCUGGUUCCUCCUCAGACCAUCCUGCACAGGUUCACCAACUGGAAGACCUUCCUCAUUAAGAGACUGACCGGGUCCAAAACUCUGCCGCCGGACUUCUCAUCGAAGGUGCAGGAGAGCAUGCAGUUCCCCUUCAAGAAGCAGAUGAGGGUGGAGGUGGUGGAUAAGACCCACCUGUGUCGGACUCGGGUGGCUCUGGUGGAGCAGGUGAUCGGCGGGCGGCUGCGCCUCAUCUACGAGGAAUGCGACGACGGGACGGACGACUUCUGGUGUCACAUGUACAGCCCGCUGAUCCACAGCAUCGGCUGGUCCCGCUCCAUCGGACACCGCUUCAAACGAUCAGACGGGACGAGGAAGCUGGACGGACAGAUGGACGCUCCUGGACAGCUGUUUGCCAAGGUGAAGGAGGUGGAUCAGACCGGACUCUGGUUCCAGGACGGGAUGAAGCUGGAGGCCAUCGACCCGCUGAACCUGUCUGCCAUCUGCGUGGCCACAGUGAGGAAGGUUCUGGCAGACGGAUACCUGAUGAUCGGCAUCGACGGCUCGGAAGCAGCCGAUGGUUCCGACUGGUUCUGUUAUCACUCCACGUCUCCGUCCAUCUUCCCCGCUGGAUUCUGUGAGAUCAAUAACAUCGAGCUGACGCCCCCCAGAGGCUACGCCGGUCUUCCCUUCAGGUGGUUCGAGUAUCUGAAGGAGAGCAAGUCAGUGGCCGCUCCGGUCAACCUCUUCAACAAGGAAGUCCCGAACCACGGUUUCCGUCCUGGGAUGAAGCUGGAGGCCGUGGACCUCAUGGAGCCGCGGCUUGUUUGCGUCGCCACGGUGACCAGGAUCGUCCACCGGCUGCUGCGGAUCCACUUCGACGGCUGGGAAGACGAGUACGACCAGUGGGUGGACUGCGAGUCCCCGGACCUGUACCCGGUGGGCUGGUGCCAGCUGACCGGGUACCAGCUACAGCCGCCAGCCGUUACCGCGGGGUCCAGAGAUCUGCAGUCUGCCGGAUCCAAACAGAGGAGGAAGUCCCAGCAGUACCGAGGACAGAAGAAAAAGAGGAAGUUACCCGUUGCUAAGCGCCCCGUCAGCCUCUCCGGCUCCAUGGUAACGGGAGUUCCCAGGAACCUAUCGGGAGACGAGAACGAGACGCCGCCUGACUACCCGUCGCCGCCCCCUCCGGCCUCGGCCGCCCAGCCGCCGUCCGCCGACCCCGACGCGGAGGGCGGGGCAGGUCUGCAGAUGGAGAUCCACAACAACACAGGAGGAACGAAUUCCUCAUUCCAGCGAGCGGCGUCGGAAACCAACGGGUCAUCCCGAGAUUUCCUGGCCAGCAAAGAUCAGUAAACUUUGCAUCUUUACCAUCGAACCAUUUACUGUGAUGAACUAUUAACUGCCGCCUGCUUCACCUCAUUGGUUUCCUUCCACAAACCCUCCGACUUUUUAUUCUUCUGAACCAAAACGUCCUGAGAAAGAAGAAAAUUUAAGCUGAUUGACAUGAUGCAUUCGGGUGCUGUCAGGACAAUGCGUGAAUCUCGUGAAGUGUUAUUUAAAACUUUUUUUUGCCUUUGAUAUUUCCAACAGGAGAGAAAAUUUGAAGGGUAUCCUGGAAAUUACAUCUUUCUUUCCAUAACUUUAAAUUUUGAUAACUGGAUUUACUUUUUGUAGCUGAUAUUUCACAUGAACUACACUUUAAUAUGAGGCGACUUUUUAACCUGGUAGGAAGAGGACAGCUCAAUUAUAACAGGUACUCUGACUGAAAGAGACUUUAUAAUACUAAUGAGUUUUCAGUAGCCAUUAGCUCAUUUUGUAUUUGUCACCUCUAAGCUGUGAGGAGAUAUGAUGUAAGUUUUAGAAAAUAACCCCCUUAGUAACAGAAAGAUAACCUCCAUAUUUCAGAAAAGUACCCCAAAAAGGGGACGUUGCAUCUGCCUUACAGGAAGGUCACUUCAAAGUUACAGGAAGGUAACCACUAAGGCUCAGAAGGUAACAUUUAAGUUACAGAAAAGUAGCCUUGAAGUUACAAAGUAACUUUUAAAUUAGAAGUAGGUAACCUCAAAGUUACAGGAAGGUAACCUCUAAGGUUCAAGAAGCUAACUUUUAAGUUAUCAGAGAGGAACUUCUUAGUUACGUUAAUGUAACCUGUAAGGUACUGAACAAUAGCAUCAAAGGUUCAAAAAGUAACACUGAAGUUACAUAAAAGUAACUUUUAAAUUAGAGGAAGGUGACGUUUAAGGUUCAGAAGGUAACUUCUAAGUUACAGAAGAGUAGCAUUGACGUUACAAGACGGUAACCGUUAAGGUUCAGGAAAGUAGGAUUUAUGUUACAAAGUAACUUUUAAAUUAGAAGUAGGUAACCUCAAAGUUACAGGAAGGUAACCUCUAAGGUUCAAGAAGCUAACUUUUAAGUUAUCAGAGGGGAACUUCUUAGUUACAUUAAUGUAACCUGUAAGGUACUGAACGAUAGCCUCAAAGGUUCAAAAAGUAACACUGAAGUUACAGAAAAGUAACUUUUAAAUUAGAAGAAGGUAACGUCUAAGUUACAGGAAGAUUAAAUUCAAGUUAUGGGACGGUAACCUCUAUGUUGCAGAAAAGUAGCCUCUUAAAUUUGAAAAAAAAAGUAUCAUAUGAAAAGCAGAUAUAUUAACUACGGUUAGAAAAUAUUUAAUAAGUUUUAUGAGAUUCUUUUCUCUUUAAAUUUCUAAAACAAAAGUGAAAAUUAAAUAUGCAAAAAAUAGAAGAAAAUGUUGACAUAAAGCAAAUUUAUCUUUAAAGUUGGAACCUUAAAAAUAUCAACAAUCUCCUGAAAUUCUUCGGAUACCUCAGAAACCAGAAUUUAAAUAAGCUGCAGAACAAAAUGGUUUAAUUUGAUUAAACAGUUUUUAACAAAAAUAUAUUUGAUUUAAGAAGAAAUACUUUAUUCUAACAGUUUAACAAAUUAACAUUUUAUUACCUGUUCGGUCCGUGUGGCGUCCAUGAUAUAAAACAUUAUAAAUGUAAAGUUUGAUGUGUUUUUGAUGGUCAGUGAAGGAAGUUUCUGUUUUCAUUCAUGCAGAAGAUGAACUCAAAGUUCAAAAGUUGAAUUCUGCGUCUGUAACGUUAAACGUCGCAUUUUCUAGAAGAAAAUAAAUCUAUUGCAUUUCAUGAAGCUCUGAAGGUUUUAUAGAUUGAAUUAAACUGAUUUUAUGAGA
Messenger RNA from Xiphophorus maculatus (southern platyfish), 4157 nucleotides. RefSeq names its product MBT domain-containing protein 1-like. Gene Ontology annotation, molecular function: zinc ion binding. Gene Ontology annotation, biological process: regulation of DNA-templated transcription. The record is from RefSeq and is a predicted model, not a curated record. The transcript is spliced from 17 exons. The coding region runs from base 431 to 2314 and encodes 627 amino acids. Gene Ontology annotation, cellular component: nucleus. Lineage: Eukaryota; Metazoa; Chordata; Actinopteri; Cyprinodontiformes; Poeciliidae.